Messenger RNA from Engraulis encrasicolus (European anchovy), 2609 nucleotides. It is a transcript of the gene rgs7a, whose product is annotated as regulator of G protein signaling 7a. The coding region runs from base 135 to 1571 and encodes 478 amino acids. The record is from RefSeq and is a predicted model, not a curated record. NCBI's taxonomy places the organism in Eukaryota, Metazoa, Chordata, Actinopteri, Clupeiformes, Engraulidae. The transcript has 18 exons. Gene Ontology annotation, cellular component: neuron projection; plasma membrane; cytoplasm. Gene Ontology annotation, biological process: positive regulation of GTPase activity; regulation of G protein-coupled receptor signaling pathway; intracellular signal transduction. Gene Ontology annotation, molecular function: GTPase activator activity.
UAUUCACACCACAGUACAGCUUUUUAUCUCUUCUUCGUAACCGUAAAUCUAUAUUUCCGAUGGAAAAAAGCAUACACCUAAUGUUGCUUCUUCUGUGAAUUGUUGGACUUGCUGUUGUGCGGUGACACUGGACCAUGGCACAGACCAACAAUAUGCAGACCACCAACGGGGAGGCGGAUGAUUCCCCCAACAUGCUGGUCUACAGGAAGAUGGAGGACGUGAUAGCCCGUAUGCAGGACGAGAAGAAUGGCAUACCCAUCCGCACAGUGAAGAGCUUUCUUACCAAGAUCCCCAGUGUCUUUUCAGGUUCUGAUAUUGUCCAGUGGAUGCUCAAAAAUCUAAGCAUUGAAGAUCAAGUGGAAGCCUUGCACCUGGGCACUCUGAUGGCGGCGCAUGGAUACUUCUUCCCCAUCUCAGACCAUGUGCUCACGCUCAAAGAUGACAACACGUUCUACAGAUUUCAGACACCAUACUUCUGGCCUUCAAAUUGCUGGGAACCUGAGAAUACUGACUAUGCUGUUUACCUGUGCAAGAGAACGAUGCAAAAUAAAGCCCGUCUGGAGCUGGCUGACUAUGAGGCCGAAAGCUUAGCCAGGUUACAGCGAGCUUUUGCCAGAAAAUGGGAAUUUAUAUUUAUGCAAGCUGAAGCACAAGCAAAAGUGGAUAAGAAGCGAGACAAAAUCGAGAGGAAGAUUCUUGACAGUCAAGAAAGAGCCUUCUGGGACGUGCACCGACCAGUGCCUGGGUGUGUGAAUACGACAGAGGUGGACAUCAAGAAGUCCUCCAGAAUGAAGAACCCUCACAAAACACGAAAGUCUGUAUAUGGUCUUCAGAAUGACAUCCGCAGCCACAGCCCCACUCACACACCUGCCCCAGAGGCCAAGCAGCCCACUGCAGAGGAGCUGCAGGAACAGAUCAAAUUUUGGCAGGCGCAAUUAGACCGGCAUCGAUUGAAGAUGUCCAAAGUGGCAGAGAGUUUACUGGGGUACACAGAGCAGUAUCUGGAGUAUGAUCCCUUCCUGACCACUCCCGAUCCCUCGAAUCCCUGGAUCUCAGAUGACACCACCUUCUGGGAACUGGAGGCCAGCAAGGAGCCUAGCCAGCAGCGGGUGAAGCGAUGGGGAUUUGGUAUCGACGAGGUCCUGAAAGACCCCGUGGGACGAGAGCAGUUCCUCAAGUUCCUGGAAUCAGAGUUCAGCUCAGAAAACCUAAGGUUCUGGUUGGCGGUGCAGGAGCUGAAGAGGAGGCCCAUUCGGGAGGUGCCGACGCGGGUGCAGGAGAUCUGGCAGGAGUUCCUGGCCUCGGGGGCGCCCAGUGCAAUCAACGUGGACUCCAAGAGCUACGCCAAGACCACCGAAAAUGUCAAAGACCCCGGGCGCUACGCCUUCGAGGAUGCACAGGAGCACAUAUAUAAGCUGAUGAAGAGUGACUCCUACAGCCGCUUCAUUCGAUCCAGUGCCUACCAGGAGCUGCUGCAGGCCAAGAAAAAGUCGGCACUCAUUCAGGAUCGCAGAACCUCCUUUGAGAAAUUCACACGCAGUGUGGGAAAAUCUCUCACCUCCAAAAGGUGAGCUGCUCAUGUUGUGUGAUCGAGCUGAAAUGCAGAGACUCUGAUGCCACUGGACAAAGACAGUUUUUUUUCUCCUCCAUUUUUUUCCUCAUCUGGUUGCUCCACACUUCCCCACAGACAACAAUGGACUUCAAACAAAACCCCAAUGGUUGCAUGUCCAAGGGACUGAUUUUCUACAUCCCUUAUUCUGCUUCUUUUUUUUUCGUUUCCGUAUCCUGAAGACAACAUUUUUUAUUAUUUUUCACUUUUUGGUGUUUGUUCGGACUUCUGGAGACCUUUUGAAAAACGUUGGAUGAUGAUGAUGAUUGAUGAUAAUGCCUUUUUUCGAAGCAGUCUGAUGUUCAGUCUCUUCCAUGUAUAUCAGACGGCUUCAACAUCAAGCUGUCCAUUCUUAACGUUAAACAACAUAGAGAUGAAAAAAAGGACAAAAAAACAACAUAGUCAAGGAAAUCUGCAUAGAUAAGCUCUGUGAGAAACACAAAAAUAUUAAUUAACAAAAUAGUCACAUUAGAGGAGGUGUUAACAAGGCACGCAUAAGACACCUGUUUCCAUCUGCAUCAUGUUUUAUUGCACUACAAGGAAAAAAAAGAAACACGCACACACACACACACACACACACACACACACACACACACACACACACACACACACACACACAGGGUCGCUGACAGACGUGGCCGGGCCCAGGCACAAUUUCAUCUGAAAGAGACCUCCUCUUAAUGUAUACAAUGUAAUGGGGUCCCAGUUCUGGGCCCCCCCUAUCCCUGGGCCCGGGACAACUUUGUCCCUCUCUGUCGGCACAGGCCUGAGUGCACACACAUGCACACACGCACACACACACAGAUUUAGCACAGUUUUCCAUCACACUUGUGAAGUCACACUGAAAAAUGUAUUGGAAAUGAUACCACCACCGCCACAACCACCACCAACAGGCUGUGUCUUGUCUUAUGUAGUAGUUAAUUCUUUGUUACUCUCUUCAUUUAUUUUUAUACCAUAUUUAAAGACACUUUUAAUUAAAAUGUAUUAAAGUCAGCCCUUU